GGACAAUAUUUAGUGUUGUGAGGCCUUUGUGAAUCGCGCAUGCGCUGUAAAAUUGAUUAAAAUAUCAAUAUGGCGGAGGUUAGUCCAGGCUAAGAUUUUCUUAAAAUUUGAAGAAAUUGAUAAAUCAAGAUGGCACAUGAGAUACAUUUAAAGAACAACAAAUACCGGCAGUGGGUUAAGGCUGGUCUAGGCUUGGGUUAUCUUAAAGAGGGACUUGCGCCAUUUUGUGAUGACAUAGGAAAACAGCAGCACAACGAUAUUAUUAACCAAAUACAACAAACAAAGACUCCUCAACCAAACGUACCAUGUGGCACCUGUCAGAUAACAACUCUCCAGCCAGAUCAUGUCCGAGUCUCAAAAGGGAUAUGUCCCCUCAAACAAGAUAAAUGUAACUGUUGUUUUCCUAAUAAUAAGAGACCCUGUCCAAACAAUGUAUGUGGUGCCAUCUAUGACAGCAUUAUACAGUAUCAUGCAUCAAUACCACCGGCACCUUUUUGGAAAAACAGUGAUGUCCAACAGUGGUCAACAGAACCAUGGGAGGUUUGCAAAUGUUUUAUAAAUGCUCCUGGGUACAAGGACAAGACAUCAGCAGUCGACACUGAUUGCACUGGGUUGCUUCAUGUUAUCAUAAAUAACAAGUACUUUCAUAGUCAUAUUGGAUGCAAUGUUACAGGACCAAACAAUCUUUUUUCAAAGGUACGGCAGUACCGGAACGAGAUUUUUCAUUCUAGCAAUAUGGAAUUAGAGGAGAGCAAGGCUAAUUGUUAUAUUGAUGACAUGAUAGCUGUAUUACAAGAUGGUAAGGAACUUUUAUAUCGACAAGAUGCACAACAAGCUGUCGGGAAACUUCAAGAUCUUAAGCAAAAAGACUUCUAUGUAACUACUGAAUGCUCUGAAGAAAUUUUGAAACAAAUCAAAGAUGAAAUGACAAAAAUGCGAGAAUUUACUGAAAAUGCUGCAACUAAAGAGGACUAUGAGGAGCUCAAAAAUAAAUUUAUUGAACUUGAAAGACAGUUGUCACAAGAAAGAGAGGGACAACUUGAGGCUGGGAAAGAACAGAAAAGAAAGUUUACUGAAUUUGAGGCAGUUAUAACAGAGCAAAAACAGGAGAUAAAAAGACGCAAGGUAGAAGAUUCUCCUCAACAAAAAAAGUUUCAAUAUGAAAAGGCGAAAUCAGAACGGCGGAAAAAGCUGAUUGAACAUUAUCACAAAACCCUGCUGCAAGUUCCUACAUCACCUUUACAACCAAAAAGUGAAAAAUGUAGCUUCAAUGAGAUUUAUAUUAGACCCAAAAUAACGAGGGAAAUAAAAGGAGAGAAAGGGGAGACAAAUGAAGUGAGGGUUAAAACAAUGUCAGAAAUCUUCACAAAGGAGGGAGUCCCCCAAAAAUCUGUAUAUGUUCUAGGAGAUGCAGGGUCAGGAAAAACUAGUUUUUGUAAAUAUCUGGUCAACUGUUGGUGUUUGGCACACAGUGAGGAACAUGAAGCUGACAAUGAAGAUGGCAAUGAAAAUGAAGAAGGCAAUGGUAAACCUGAAGGUGACAGUGAAACACAUGGAGGUGAUGGUGAAAAACAUGGAGCUGGCAAUGAAAAUGAAGGUGGCAGUAGUAAACCUGAAGGUGACAGUGAAAAACAUGGAGGUGAUGAUGAAAAAUAUGGAGGGGUCAAUGAAAAUGAAGAUGGCAAUAGUAAACCUGAAGGUGACAGUGAAAGACAUGAAGGUGAUGGUGAAAAACGUGAAGCUGGAGUUGUCAAUGACAAUGAAGGUGGCACUGAGAAACAAGGAGGUGAUUUGGAAGAACAUGAAAAAAAGGGAAGUGACAUUGUAAAUGAAGAGGUAAAGGGGACACAUAGUGGAGACAUUGGAAACGAAGAGGGCAGUAAGACACAUGGAGGUGUUAAUGAGAAAGGAGGAGAAAAACAUGUGGGUGGCAUUAAGAAAAAUGAAAGUGAUAGUGACGACUCUGAUGGUGACUUAAUACACUCCGAAUCCGAUAGUGACGACUCUGAUACUGACUUAACAGACUCUGAAUUUGACAGUGAUGACUCUGAAUAUGAUAGCAAAAAUUAUGAACUUAAAUUCAAUGGUGUAAAAGAGAUGAAGAAAUUUGAUUUUGUAUUUUACAUCCCUCUUAGACAGUAUCAGAACAUUGACACUAUCGAUGAAAUGCUUCAAAAACGUUAUCAGAUGAAAAUGUUAAACACACUUCUUGAAGAGGAAUCCUCUAGAGUUAUGAUUUUACUUGAUGGCUUAGAUGAAUGGUCUUCUGAAAAUGUCCCAGAACAUAGCAUCUUUAAGGAGUACACAAUAUUAACUACUUCGCGGCCAUGGAAAUUUCAUACAUUAAGAUCAAAUGAUGUGGAGAUUGACCAGUCAUUAAAACUGAAAGGUUUUGAUUUUAGAUGUGAAUGGGAAAUGGUCAAUAGGACAGUCUCACAAUUAAAUGUAAAUAGACAUGCUAAUAAAGAAGCUAGAGACUGUAGGAAAAAGCUGAAGGAAAAGUCUCUGAAAAGUUUAAAACAGGUACCAAUUAUGCUACAACAACUGAUAUGUCUAUGGUUUGAUGGUAAACUCGAUAAAACCUCAAGAUGUGCCAUCUACACCGGUAUGUUAGAGUUAUUCUUCACCUGGAAUGACAUGAAAACUACAGGAACAAGUACUCGACUCAUGAAGGGUACCCAGAAAGUAGAUCUUCCUAAAUAUUUAGCCGAUAAAACCAAAUUAAGAUUAAACCGCCAUUUCAUUUAUGAAGUGUCACAGUUGGCUUAUGAGACACUAUUUAAUUGUCCGAAGGAUAAAUCCUUGACAUUUGACAUUUGUAUGUUUGAUGAACUAGAAAUAUCAGAUGAAGUAAGAGAAAAUUGCUUGAAACUUGGAAUAUUGACAGAAGAUGAAUGUCCAAGUUUAUCUGUAUCAGAACCACCAAGCUCAUUGUUCUCUUUUAUUCACAAAUCAAUGCAAGAAUUUCUGGCUGCAGUGAAUAUUUGCAUCAAUUUCAAUGCAAAAAUUGGUUUGUCAGAUAGUACAGGAAAUGUUGAAUUAGCCAAGAAGUUUAUUAAUGAGGUUUUUCAGAAAUGUUCAACAGUAAAUGACAUAUUAGAGCAGUCAAAUGUAAUUAUUAUGCUAUCUGGUCUAGAACCAAGAUUAGCAACACAUGUUUCAAAAUACAUAUAUGAUACUGUGUCAGAAGACUCUCGUGUUCAGGAAUACAGGAGAACAAUAAGUAGUGACAUUUAUGAGGACCAUAGUUGUAUUACUGAUAUUCAAAAGCUUAUGUUUGAGUCAAUGGAAGAAUUAAAUGCAGCAUGUAGUAUAGGAAGUAAUCCUGUAUUUUAUAUAGGAGAUUUGGUCAUUGAUAUAAGGAAUCAGUAUUGUGAUAUUGUUUGUUCAGGUAUUGAUCAGCAUCAAAUUGUUCCUGACUCUGUUCGGUCUAUUAGGGUAGAUUACAUCAACACACAAAAUGUUAAAUUUACAAAAUAUUUACCAAUGUUUCAUCAUCUUGAAAGCAUUAAAAUAACAUAUGAUGAAUCUCAAAUGUUAGAUACACAAAAUGAUAGUCCACAGAGUAAUGAACAGAUGAUUAAUGAGGUAAACAAUAAUUGUGUUUGUGAGACAAUUAAAGUUAAUACUUCAACAUUAAAAUCUCUGUCUCUUAGUAGUGUCUCUAACACUGACGAGUAUUACCCAGUGUAUAAAACAGUUGUUAGUUACCUACCUAGUAUGAUCAAUCUUGUAACAAUAAGUAUGUAUAAUAUUAAAAUGAGUCAUGAUGAUACUACUACAUUUUGUAAUUUUCUUGAGAGAACCAGUCAUCUUGAACAAAUACAUCUUCAUCAUGUUAAAUGUGAGUGUAGGAAGCAGCAUGAUGUAAAUUUAUCAAAACAUCAACAACUUCAGUACCUUGAUUUGUAUGAUACUGUUAGUGUGAUAGAUGCUGAUACUACAAACCUUGAAAUAUUUACAUUUAAUGAAUUGAAAGAUAGUAAUUAUGAGAAAAUAUUUGAUAUUAUUAGAAAAUCUUACAAAUUAAAAGAACUUGAAUUGUAUGGAGAUGAUAACAAUAAAUCUCAAUUAUAUCAUACCAACAUAACAAAGAGACUAGUCACAGUAUUACCAUUGUUACACAAUCUCAGUAAGCUUGAGUUACAGUAUUGUAGGUUAACUGACAAUAUAAUACAGUUACCUUUAGAGAUGAAGAGUUUAAAGAACAUUAAGCUUUAUUAUGUCAUAAUGAGUUUGACAACAUGGCAGAAGUUUGUUGAUAGUCUUCCUGGUAUUCCUCAUACUGUAGAUGUGAGUGUAAGGAACUGUUAUAUAACAGGAGAUGGUGAGGAGUUUAAUGAUGAUAGGUUAACAUUGAUAUCACAAGGACUUAGAGGAGGGAAGGGAAAUGAUGCUAUACAGUAUGUAAAAGACCAGGAUCAGUUAUUUCAUGUUAAACGUGAUGAUGAUGAUUGGUUUGACUUUUCAACAAAAAAGUGAUAAAGUAUCCAUGUAGUUACAUAGUGUUUGAACUAUUUUUUUUCAAUAUUAACAAUAAAAAUAAUGGUUUGAAUCUUUAACACAGUGAAAUAGGAUACAUGAC
This is a messenger RNA of Ruditapes philippinarum (Manila clam), 4585 nucleotides long. RefSeq lists its product as uncharacterized. Lineage: Eukaryota; Metazoa; Mollusca; Bivalvia; Venerida; Veneridae. The record is from RefSeq and is a predicted model, not a curated record. The transcript has 6 exons. Bases 130 to 4482 code for a protein of 1450 amino acids.